AUGAGUGCGGAUGAGGAAGAUAAAGGUCAAGAACCCGAGAAAGUAGAGCAUAAAGAUAGGGCAGCACCAUCGAAAUCGGAUAGGUUGAGGGUAGCGAUAACGGUCUCGAGGAUGUCACCUGAUAUGGAGGAAGACGCCAUUGCAUGCGCUAAAAUAGCCGUUAUUAAUGAACACNUAACGGUCUCGAGGAUGUCACCUGAUAUGGAGGAAGACGCCAUUGCAUGCGCUAAAAUAGCUGUUAUUAAAUAUCAGAGUAAGAGCGAUAUAGCAGCGUAUGUUCGAGAGCAAUUCGACAAGAGGUAUAUGCCAAGAUGGCACUGUAUUGUAGCCGAUGACUUCGGUUAUUCCGUUGUACCUGAUCCUAUGAAUUAUAUUUGUUUUGAGUUAGGUGCUUAUGGAGUUUUACUUUUCAAAAGCGGUUGA
Molecule: messenger RNA, 423 nt
Organism: Anisakis simplex (herring worm)
Lineage: Eukaryota; Metazoa; Nematoda; Chromadorea; Rhabditida; Anisakidae
Source: the annotation of a GenBank genome assembly